Messenger RNA from Nothobranchius furzeri (turquoise killifish), 2231 nucleotides. The record is from RefSeq and is a predicted model, not a curated record. Lineage: Eukaryota; Metazoa; Chordata; Actinopteri; Cyprinodontiformes; Nothobranchiidae.
AGGGCGUUAUGCGACACUCCUGGUGUGGAUCCUAAACUGAUCAGUGAGGCGUGGGUGUAUAAUCACUACAGGUGGAUUGUGUGGAAACAAGCCUCCAUGGAAAAGUGCUUUCCUGAAACAAUGGGCAGCUUCUGUCUCACUCCAGAGCAGGUUCUCCUACAACUUAAGUACAGGUACGAUGUGGAGGUGGACCACAGUCGUAGGCCAGCUCUGAGGAAGAUCGUGGAGAAGGAUGACACGGCUGUCAAAACUCUUGUAUUUUGUUCGACUCACAGAUGGUUGGUACGCCAUUAAAGCCCAGCUGGAUGAACCUUUGACCGCUAUGCUCCACAAAGGUCUGCUGACUGUUGGUGGGAAGCUGAUCAUCCAUGGGGCUCAGCUCGUGGGAUCACAAGAUGCUUGUUCUCCUCUAGAGGCACCGGAUUCACUCAUGAUAAAGAUUUUUGCUAAUAGCAGCAGACGAGCACGAUGGGAUGCUAAACUGGGAUUUCACAGAGAUCCACGACCAUUCCUGCUUCCACUUUCCAGUUUAUACGGCAGUGGAGGACCAGUAGGAUGUGCUGAUAUUGUGAUACUGAGAAGCUACCCCAUUCAGUGGAUGGAAAGGAAAGCAGGUGGCGUUGUUUUCCGGUCAACUCGAGCAGAAGAGAAGGAGGCGAGACGAUACGACAGUCAGAAACACAAAACCAUGGAGAUGCUGUUUACCAAGAUUCAAGCUGAUUUUGAAAAAGAGGAGCAAGGGAAUAGAAAACCUCAGCAGAAGAGGAAGUCAAUGAGCCAUCAAGACAUGGCGAGUCUUCAGGAUGGAGAGGAGCUGUAUGAAGCUUUUGGAGAUGACCUGGCUUACCUGGAGGCUUGUUUGAGUGAGCAGCAGUUGGAGGCUCUUCAUGCCUACAGGCGUUCCCUGAUGGAUAAAAGGCAGGCAGAGUUGCAGGACAGAUACCGCCGAGCUUUAGAUGCAGAGGGCGACGAAAAGGGUUGUCCCAAAAGAGACGUGACACCUGUCUGGAGGCUCAGCGUUGCUGAUUCAAGAGUCCAACACAGCUCUGUUUAUCAGUUAAACCUCUGGCGACCUUCAUCAGAUCUUCAGUCUUUACUGAAAGAAGGUUGUCGAUACAAAGUUUACAACCUUGUUGCCUCCGAUGGAAAGAAGCGAAGCGGCAUAGAAACAGUUCAGCUCACCGGGACUAAGAAGACACAGUUUCAGGAUCUACAGGCUUCUCAGGCUUGGCUGUCUGGACAUUUCCAACCAAGAGUCUCUACAAACUUUGAGACUCUCCAAAAUGCAGAAUUCCAGCCUCUGUGUGGAGAAGUUGACCUCACAGGGUACAUCAUCAAUGUUAUAGAUGAACAAGGUUCAUCUCCUGCCUUUUAUUUGGCCGACGGGAGACUGAACUUUGUGAAAGUGCGCUGUUUCAACAGCUUUUCCCAGGCCGGUCUGGAGGAUGUGGUAAAACCAGGUGUCCUGUUGAGUCUGAGCAACCUGCAGCUCAGAGGUCAGUCCUUACACCCCGCUCCCGUUGUGUAUGCCGGAGAUCUAACGGUCUUCUCUACAAACCCCAAAGAAGCUCAUCUCCAGGAGGCCCUCAGCCAUCUGAAAACUGUGAUCCAGAGUCGAGAAAACUUUUUCCAAAUAGCUGAGGAGAAGCUGUCACAUUUAAUCAAGACUGAUGCCACGAGCUCUGUUUCCUGUCCAUAUUUGCAACCACAAACCCCAGUCACUGGCACACACAGAAAACAAGACCCAACGACAAACGUGACUUUUCAGAAGCCAGCCCGAAACCUCGGAUCUUUUACACCCGUCAGCAGGAAUCCUCCUGCUGCAACACCGUCUGAAAAAGACCCCAGAUGUCUGAAGAGGAAAAGAGCUCUGGAUUAUCUGUCUCGUAUCCCGUCGCCACCGCCUCUCUCUCAUCUGGGCUCAUUUGCCUCUCCAUGUGUAAAUAAAACUUUCAACCCUCCUCGAAGGUCUGGGACACCUCGCACUUUACAAACUGUACAGACUCCAGCACAAAAACCCACUGACUCUCUUGUGGAAGAUGAAUGGGUGAACGACGAGGAGCUGGCAAUGAUUGAUACUCAGGCUCUACUUGGUGGUGAUUUAUCGUAGACAGUUAUGACUGAAUGUUGACAAACUUUUAACUGUAAAUAAUUUUGAUGUAAAGGUUGAAAGCGGUUUAUUGUGGUUUUUGUCAUUUCAUUGAAUAAAGUGCUGAAACUACUUUUCACAA